This is a messenger RNA of Caenorhabditis remanei, 459 nucleotides long. RefSeq lists its product as uncharacterized. The transcript is spliced from 3 exons. The coding region runs from base 1 to 459 and encodes 152 amino acids. The record is from RefSeq and is a predicted model, not a curated record. Lineage: Eukaryota; Metazoa; Nematoda; Chromadorea; Rhabditida; Rhabditidae.
AUGGACUACUUAGAUGGACUACUGAACCAGCUCUGCCCCUUCCCUUCGGAGGAACAAAGAGUAAGAAUCGUAAAUCUCGGGAAUCAACUCCGUGAUGCACGCCGAGAAACUGGUGGUUUCCUAGAUGAGUGGAUCUUCGACCAAGCUCUUUUUGAAAUAAUGGUGGCCCUACAGGGAUCACGACGAGGAACGCGUACAUGGAGACAUCAACUACUCCAGGCAGGGUUUUUCCUGGAGCGUGUGCCGCUACCACUACAACAGGCGGCUUUCAAAGAUGCUGCCAAAGAGCUGAGGGCUAUCGUUUUCAGCACAAUAAGAUUUUGGUGGGUUGUGGAGUUUCGUUUGGUGCAGCGAAAAUUGGUAAUCUACUAUAUGAAGCAGGAUCGACUUGGCCCAGAAUUGUUCCAAGAAUGGUGCCAUUUGAAUGAAGAGUUGUCAAAAGACCAGAAACUACAUUAA